Molecule: messenger RNA, 637 nt
Organism: Plasmodium gaboni
Lineage: Eukaryota; Apicomplexa; Aconoidasida; Haemosporida; Plasmodiidae
Product: rhoptry neck protein 5
Exons: 8
Source: RefSeq, a predicted model, not a curated record
AUGUUGAAAUACACAUUGCUCAUAUAUAUCAUUGCGGGUUAUUUCAUAUCAGAAAUAUCAAACAAACUUUUAGAUAUAAGUCUUCCACGAAAUGUCUUUAAAAAUCCAAAACCAUUUAAAAAAAAUGAGAUAAAAAAGGGCAUUGAUAAGGAUGAAAAGUCUAUUAUGAAAAAUGUAGACUCAAUAGAUGUUAUGUUCGAACCAAAGGUUAAAAGGUUCGUCCCUUCUAGGACUAGAAAAACUCAUGUUGUAGGUGGUCUUAGUCAAAGUAUAUCUGACCUAGGAGAUGUGGAAAAGAGCAAAUAUGAGAAAGCCGUACGAUUCUUUCAGAAUAUAAAGAAUGAAAUGUUUAAUAUGUCAUCAAAAAUUAAUCAACAACUAGAUAGACAAGAUGUAAGUUCAUUGAAUAAUUUUAAGAGAGCAUCUGAAGUACUCAAAGAAAGUCUAGCUACAAUGCAUUCAUUGGAUAUUAUUAGAAAUGAUGCCAGCAUAGAUUUCUCAAAAUAUACAUUGGACUGGUAUUCCAAAGCCACAAUGAGAGAAAAAUAUUCCAUUGAAAAAAGCAUACAAAAGAUAAUGAAUAAGCUUUUUAAAAAGGCACAAAAAAAGAAAAAAAAUAUGAAGAAGAAAAAGAUAG